AUGGAACAAUAUAAUAACACAGUGAUUGAGUUUAUUCUGGUGGGAUUCACAACAGACCCUGUUAUGCAACUGGUCCUAUUUGCCAUCUUCCUUGCUGUGUACACAUUAACUGUGGCAGGAAACAGCUCCCUCAUCAUGUUGAUCUGCAAUGACUCCCGGCUCCACACACCCAUGUAUUUCUUCAUUGGAAACCUAUCAUUCCUGGAUCUUGGGUUGACUUCUGUCUACACUCCAAAGAUCUUAGCAAUCUGCAUCUCCGAAGACAAGAGCAUCUCCUUUGCUGGCUGUGUGGCUCAGUUCUUCUUCUCUGCUGGACUUGGGUAUACUGAGUGUUACCUUUUGGCUGCCAUGGCUUAUGACCGCUAUAUAGCUAUUUCAAAGCCACUGCUUUAUUCACAAGCCAUGUCCUUAAAACUGUGUGUAUUUUUCGUGGGAGCCUGCUAUCUCGGUGGUUUAAUUAACUCUUUCAUCAUCACCAAAGACACUUUUGCCUUGACUUUCUGCAGUGACAACAUAAUUGAUGACUUCUUCUGUGAUAUCCCACCCCUGGUGAAACUGGCCUGUGGCAAGAAGGACAGCUUUCAGUCUGUGUUGUUCUUCCUCUUGGCUUCCAAUGUCAUCCUCCCCAUUGUGUUCAUUCUGGCCUCCUAUCUCUUCAUCAUUGCCACUAUCUUGAGGAUCCGCUCCACCCAGGGCCGCCUCAAGGCCUUCUCCACCUGCUCUUCCCACCUCAUGUCUGUGACCUUGUACUAUGGCUCCAUCCUCUACAUCUAUGCUCGUCCCCGGUCCAGCUACUCCCUGGAGAGGGACAAAAUUGUUUCAACCUUUUACACAGUGGUUUUCCCCAUGUUGAAUCCCUUGAUCUACAGCCUGAGGAAUAAGGAUGUGAAAGAGGCUGUGAAUAAAUUGUUGAAAUAA
Psammomys obesus (fat sand rat) is the source of this 918-nucleotide messenger RNA. RefSeq names its product olfactory receptor 1013. The record is from RefSeq and is a predicted model, not a curated record. The transcript has a single exon. Gene Ontology annotation, molecular function: olfactory receptor activity; G protein-coupled receptor activity; odorant binding. NCBI's taxonomy places the organism in Eukaryota, Metazoa, Chordata, Mammalia, Rodentia, Muridae. Gene Ontology annotation, cellular component: membrane. Gene Ontology annotation, biological process: G protein-coupled receptor signaling pathway; sensory perception of smell. The coding region runs from base 1 to 918 and encodes 305 amino acids.